CUCACUUUUUUCUUCUAAGCAGCUCUCUCAUAUUCUCUCUGAUCAUCUGACAACCCGAAAUGGAGGAAGCUUCAGCUGCAGAGCUGAUCACGAGCCCCAGGAUCUCUUUCUCCCACGACCUGCCCACCUUCGAACCAGCAGCAACAACGACAGCCACAUCCCUGACGACGAUCAUGUCGCCACGGCGGCGCCCGCGGCGGGGGCGAAGGGGGACGGUCCCGGCCGACGAGCCGGAGUUCGACUUCGCCAACGCGGCCGCCGCCGACGUCGCACCCGCCGACCGCCUGUUCUCCGGCGGCAGGCUGCUCCCCGUGCCGCCGCUCCCGCCCGUCGCGCGCCCGCCGUGGCCGGAGAAGACGACAUCGAGGCCCCCGCCGCCGCCGCCGCCGCGGUCGAAAUCCUCCCCGUUGGCGCGCAGCAGCAGCGUCAACUCCACGGCGGCGGCGGCGGCGGGGGCGUCCGGCAGGUUCACAUGCCCGGCGUUCCCGCUGAUGCGGAGCCGCUCCGCCGGCGCCUCGGCCGCCGGGGGUGGCCGCCCGUCGCAUAGCAAGAAAGUUGCUCCGGCCGCGAUGUGGGGUAACAAUGGAGGCUGCGGCGGCGGCGGAGGAAGAUCGGGUUACUAUUAUGGGUACGGUGGCGGGAGGAUUAAUGGUGGUGCGGCGAGCCGUGGUUCAGGGGUUAGGGUCAGCCCGGUGCUGAACGUGACCUCCAUUGGCACCAGUGUCGUGAACUUGCUGAGCUUCUUGCUCUGCGAUUGCGGCGAGAAGGGCACGGGCAAGAGCAGGGAUCCCGGCCUCAAUUGCUGGGUCACUAGGUAGUAGCGGUGGUCGUUAAUUAGUGAUUGUUCUUCAGUUGUCAGCCAUGGUUGCCCCUGUAAAGUUGUAAGUAAGAAAGGAAAUGAAUUGCCAUGUUAAUUGUGAUCGACGGAUGGAUUGGAUGCAAAAAAAGCAUGGAUGUACAUAGCGGGUGAAAGGGAUGUGCCUGCAUGUGUUUCAAUUCCGUUCUGGGGGGAGGCGUUUGAUGGAGGAAAGAUUCAUUGAUCCAACA
Brachypodium distachyon (stiff brome) is the source of this 1047-nucleotide messenger RNA. Its product is annotated as translation initiation factor IF-2. The record is from RefSeq and is a predicted model, not a curated record. The transcript has a single exon. NCBI's taxonomy places the organism in Eukaryota, Viridiplantae, Streptophyta, Magnoliopsida, Poales, Poaceae. The coding region runs from base 60 to 818 and encodes 252 amino acids.